UUCAUUCAAUUAAGAAAUUCUUCUUGUAGGGUUUUCUGCUGGCCGUUAUCUUAUUCAUCGCCAUCGUAAUUUGAAAACAUUUAUAAAAAUUUCUUUACUCAUCGUUUGCUGUACUUAUACUCUUCUUACCUAUUUACUCACUGGAGAAUUCACAAUAAAAACAAAAACAAGUACCUACUUAAGUUUUUUUUAAAGAAAGGAAACACAAACAGAUGCCAUUUUUAUUAAAUACCUACAACUUACAAGUAUGAAAAUAAAUAGAUUAUGCUCUGUCUUAAUCUUAAGGUGGUCCUUGGGUAUUGCUUUUUUUUAAUCAUUAUACAUAACCCCUGGGCUCAAAGCACAUCUGAUACCGAAAUUAUUUUUGUCAGUUUUUGAGUUUAAGAGCAGUAAGUAAAUGGAAAAUGUAAUCGAUCAAUUAUUCACUUGUAUAUUAUGUAAUUAAUCAGAUGAAAUAUUUUAAAGUAUUUAAAAAUAACUAUAUACCUAAGACCUAAGUAUAAGAAAUGAAAAAAGGCAACGCACGUUGGGAUGUUCGGCGUGUAUUCUAUAGUAGGACAACAUAAUAUCCAAACUUCAUCAAAAAAAAUUCAUAACUUUCAAAAAACUAAGAAGAGCUAAAAGUUUUAAAUAUAUGUUAUGUACCUACCUAUAGUGUUAUUUAAAUACUUUAAAAUAUUUCAUCUGAUUAAUUACACAAUAUUCAAGCAAAUUGAUCGAUUACAUUUUCCAUUUACUGCUUUAAAAAUUUAAACUCAAAAACGAACAAAAAUAAUGUCGGUAUCAGAACGAUGCGCCUUAAGCCCAGUGGUUAUGCAAUGAUUUAAAAAAGCAAUACCCAAGGACCACGUGUUGAGAGCUGAUCUUAUCAGCAGUCAGCACUGAGCACUGAGCACAUGCUACCAUCUUCGAGCUUCUGACUAGUGUGUAGUAAUGUUGAUGUCCUACUUUUAUUAUUUUAUUUCGUUGAAAUUUAUCGUUAAUUUGUAUGUAAAAAAUCUUUCAAGUUUGAAAUCAAGGUAACAUACGUAGACGUACAUUAUUCCUUAUUUUUCUCCAUCUCACGUUCACCUAUGAAGUAAUAAUUGUACCUAAUACUAACGAACCAAAAACCAACCUUCUCAGAUAACCAUGGGCGAUUACUACGACGAAAGUACAGACGAGCUGGUAGAAGAAGAGGAAUCUGAAAACAGUGAUGAAUACGACGAUGAAGACGAUGAUUACUUCAGCGAUCACGAGUGCAAAAAGUGCAAAACUGAUGACUCUUAUGAAUUCGUCACUUUAAAUCCGGUAAUUCUAUCCAAAGUUCCCAAACUACAGGAUAUGGCUUCUGUUACGGUCGCAGCCAGUCUAUGGAAUCACAUCAACGUAGCUAAAGCUGUACGCAGUGUAAACCACAGAUGUACGAAAACUAGCAUCCAAUGGAUCACUUUAUGCAGUGAUGUAAUCGCAUUGAUCGCAGGAUUACCUGUUCCUGACCGUAUCGCCGAUCAAAUCGAUCAAUAUGUACGAAAAAUGGCCAACGAAAUAACCGCUUGGGUAUCGUAUCAUUAUCGAACGGUGUUUUUGAAAAAUGGACUCGAUAAAUUCGUCUACGGUCACGUGUGUCAUAUUGUUUGGCAUUCUAACGGUGCUAUCGACUGCGUUCAAACUGCAAAAAGUAUUAUGGCGUCGGUGAGAUUGAGCGAUGUUGAAAAGUUCAGAUUUUUAUGCGUUUAUUGUUUGUACGAUGACAUGGAUAAAAGGUCUUCGUUGGUAGAUUUGGACAAUGCUCUCGAUUACUUGAACUUUAACGAAGAUCCUUUGAUUUAUUAUUGGUAUUGUUAUUUUAGAAAUGAAUUGGAUAAGAUUCCCCCAUCAAUCGUUCCAAUCAAUAUUAACAUGUUACAUCACGAUAAAGUCGAUAAUUGGCCAGCCAAAGAGUAUUUUUUCGAUCGACUUGGAUACGAAGAGCGAGCACGAGAAGCUAUUUGGCUAAUCGACAAUCAUGGCGCCGUUUACCAGAAAGCAGUACUAUUGAAAUUGGAUGAAACGCAACGUCUGCACGUUCUCAUGGAACGAGCAACGCAAGUAAUCGUGAAUUACGCUCAUCCUCGUAUCAAUUCGAGAUUUAUUCUUCAGACGUGGUUCGAAGCUAGGAAUUUGAUUAACAAAGAUCAGUUUUUGACUGUAUUUCGAGAACUGUUGAGCGCAGGAGUAGAAAAUGCCCUUUCGACGGAGAUUUGGGCCACUGCUAACGAUGAUUUCAAACAACACGUAGUCAGUGCUAAUGGUCAUGAAAUUGUCAGAAAUGUAUUAACAGGAUGGUGGCGCAUCGAUUGUGAUUUCAUAUUUGUUUUGUUACAAGAUUCCAACGCGGUGAUAAAACAAUCAGUCACAAAGCAAGAAUUUUUCAACGGCUUCUGCAAAAGAUUAAUACAGAAUCGUAAAUUUCAACAGCUGGAUCGACUUCUGCAAUUUUGUUUGCCUGAUGCGGACGAUUUAGCGCAAUUUAAGAAGAACUUCGUGUUUGAUUCGGAAUAUUAUUUUUUCAACGCUCACUGCCAAAACUUAUUGCUGAAGAGUGAAUUUCAAGACCUUCAUCAGUUCCUGGAAUUCUGUCUUCCCCACCCUGUGAGAUUGCUGCAUUCAAGAGCGAAAGUCAAGAAUUACUUGAUGUUUUCGAACCCUAACGUAUUCAAAACGCAUUGCGAAACAUUACUGAUGAGCAGUAAAUUCCAAGAGUUGAGUAGAUUGCUGGAUUUUUGUUUUCCCUACGAUAAAGAUUUGCUGCAGUUUAAAAUGAAUUUGGUGAAUAAUUCGAAACCUAACGUUGUCGAAACCCAUUGCGAAAGGUUAUUAAUGAACCAUGAAUUUCAAGAGCUGGAUCGAUUACUGGUAUUUUGUUUGCCUGAUGCCGACGAUUUGGUAAAAUUUAAAAAGAACUUCGUGUAUAGUUCGGAGUCUAAUUUGUUCGAAGCCCAUUGCGAAAAAUUAUUGGAGAAUGCUGAAUUUCAGAAGCUUGAUCAACUUCUAGAAUUUUGUCUUAUCGAUGCUGAAGAUUUGCUGCAGUUUAAAAGGAACAUGGUGGAUAAUUCGAAACGUAACAGUAAUAUCAAAACGUAUUGCGAACGAUUAUUAACGAACGGCGAAUUUCAAAAGCUUAAUCAACUGCUGGAAUUUUGUUUGCCUGAUGCCGAUCAUUUGGCACAAUGUAAAAGAAACUUCGUGUACAGUUCAGAGUCUAAUUUGUUCGAAGCCCAUUGCGAAAAAUUAUUGGUGAACGGUGACUUUAAAGAAUUCGAUCAGCUGGUUAAAUUUUGUCUUCCUGACGUCGAAGAUUUUCUGCAGUUUAAAACGAACCUCAUUAAUAAUCUGAAACGUAACGUUAUCAAUACGCAUUGCGAAAGAUUAUUAUCGAAUGGUAAAUUUCAACACCUUGAUCAACUCCUGGAAUUUUGUCUGCCUGACGCCGAAAAUUUUGCCCGGUCCAAAAUAAACAUUGUGAAAAAUUCGGAACAUGUUAGAAAAACCUGCUUAGAGUUUUAUUCCUCAGGUGACCCGAACGGUGUUGAUAAUUAUCUCGAACAACUAUUAACCCUGUAUCCUGAUGCUGUGAUCCAGUAUAAAAAGGAUUUGAUAACUUCGUCGCACGGAAUCGAUAUGUGUGUUGGUAUCAUGGAUACAGAAUUUUCCAUCUUGGAUGCAGUUUUAGAACACGUUUUAAAAGAUCCGAUUUCGAUUACAGAAUUCAAAAGAACGAUGAUUCUUUCAUCUGCGGCCUUUUCUAAACUAACCGAUUUAUUACUGAGUAAUCGUUUAAACGCUGUGCAAAUGUGUAUUGAUCGUUUUCUCAUCUCGACUGAUGAUAGAUCCGCGUUGAAGAAGCAAUUGAUCGGCGAUAUUACGAAGCUGAUGCAGGCAGUAUUACGUAAUAACGAUGAAUCGUAUCUGCUAACAGUUCUAAUUUGGUGGUUUGGAAAUGAAAAUGACGUGCAAGAGUUCAAACGAACGUUAGACUUGGAAUCAAUUUUCAUCGCCAUGUUGAAGGAUUGCGUUUUUCACGAGUACCACUAUUAUUUGACGUAUUGCAAGUUUAAAUUUGGUAGCUCGAACUCGAGCGACUUCAACGCUCUUGAUCGGUUUUUAAAUUGGUAUUUUCAGUCGCCGGGUAAAGUGAAAGAGUAUAAAAUGAAGGUUAUUCAUUCGUACUCGAAAAUAGAUAUGUUUAAAACAUUCUUGCGAGGGAAUCGAGGCGAUAUGGCGUUGAGAACGGUCUUAGAAUGGUUCUUUAAAAAUGAUAUCGCCGAAAUUGCUAAGUUCAAAAAGCAUGGUGGUAAAAUUACUACCUUAAUUUAGGCACUUUUGUAUGUGUGUGUUUGUUGUUUUUUUUUUUGGUUGACUUGGAUGUAUGUUGUGAAUUGACUAUUAUCAAUACCUACAUUCCUUUACGUUAUUAUUAGCUUUUAGUGUUAUUUUUGUGCGUUUUUUUUUUUUUUUAAAUUAAGAAUUGACUUAUCAUGAUUGUUAAGUAUCCAUGUGUUUCUGAGAAUUUUAAACUUGUUUCGAUUUUUCAAAUGAAAGUACACUAUAUAGGCUACGAAUAUAAACAUUUUGUUUUACAUAAAAAUUUGUAAAAUUCUUU
This is a messenger RNA of Planococcus citri (citrus mealybug), 4624 nucleotides long. RefSeq lists its product as uncharacterized. NCBI's taxonomy places the organism in Eukaryota, Metazoa, Arthropoda, Insecta, Hemiptera, Pseudococcidae. The coding region runs from base 1132 to 4338 and encodes 1068 amino acids. The transcript is spliced from 2 exons. The record is from RefSeq and is a predicted model, not a curated record.